AUGACAAAUCAAGAAGGGACAAAAUAUGCACCAAGAAUAUCAGAACUUGCAGUGAACACGAACUUGCGAGUUUUAAUCGAUCGAAUACUGAACAGCCAGAUUCAAAUUUCAGCUCGCGAAAUUCUAGCAGCAUCAAAGGAUUUGUCAGGAAGCCUGAUCGAUCUACUGAAACCUGAGUCGGGAAAAGAUUGGCCAACUGCAGAAACAUUCCUCACAUGGGGACAGAUGGUCAAAACAUGUGGAGAUUUGAUUUAUAUUGAUGCAGAUAUCAAUGGAUGUAAAGUCAAAGCAAUAUUUGACACAGGAAGUGAAAUCAAUAUUCUAAACACUGCAAUAUAUCGUAAAGGAUUGCGGUUACUGGCAGACAUGAACCAUUGA
This is a messenger RNA of Suillus plorans, 378 nucleotides long. RefSeq lists its product as uncharacterized. Bases 1 to 378 code for a protein of 125 amino acids. The transcript has a single exon. Gene Ontology annotation, molecular function: aspartic-type endopeptidase activity. The record is from RefSeq and is a predicted model, not a curated record. Gene Ontology annotation, biological process: proteolysis. Lineage: Eukaryota; Fungi; Basidiomycota; Agaricomycetes; Boletales; Suillaceae.